Messenger RNA from Ipomoea nil (Japanese morning glory), 789 nucleotides. Its product is annotated as putative late blight resistance protein homolog R1A-10. The transcript has a single exon. The record is from RefSeq and is a predicted model, not a curated record. Gene Ontology annotation, molecular function: ADP binding. Gene Ontology annotation, biological process: defense response to other organism. The coding region runs from base 1 to 789 and encodes 262 amino acids. NCBI's taxonomy places the organism in Eukaryota, Viridiplantae, Streptophyta, Magnoliopsida, Solanales, Convolvulaceae.
AUGCCAAGAAUCUCUAUUCCAAAAGUUGUGGGUUUCAAGAAGGAAGCAGAAACAAUCAUAAAACAACUGAUUUAUGGGUCGAAGGAGAGAGAAGUUGUUUUAAUUAUAGGCAUGGGUGGGUUGGGAAAGACAACUCUGGCCAAGAAAGUUUAUGAGGAGAAAAAUGUAGCCAACCACUUUGACAAGCGUGCGUGGUGUAUUGUUUCUCAAGAAUAUGAUUGUAAGAACUUGUUGAAUAAAAUAUAUAAUGAUGUUUGUGGCGACAAGACAGAGAUUGACAAUGUAGCUGAAGAGCUUCGCAAAAGCCUUAUGGGAAGGAGAUACCUCAUAGUGUUGGAUGAUAUUUGGAGUGAGGAAGCAUGGGAAGAGUUGAAUAGAGUUUUUCCCUCAUGUGACAAUGGAAGUAGAAUUGUUUUAACAAGCAGACAAGAAAGUGUGGUUUCUGAUGCCAAACAUAUUUGUCGUCUUCCUUUCUUCACUAUUGAUGAGAGUUUGAAAUUAUUGCAUGUGAAGUUAUUUAAAGGGAAGGGAUGUCCUGAAGGUCUUGAAAAUGUUGGAAGAAAAAUAUCUAAAAAAUGUGGGGGAUUACCUUUGACAAUUGGUUUGAUAGCGGGUGUUCUUGAAAAAGUUGAAAAGUGUGAGCAAAUGUGGCAUGAAUUUCUUCUUACUCUAAACUCACAUGUUGCAUUUGGAGACGGAAUACAAAGCAAUGAUGCGAUAGAGCUUAGUUAUAAGUAUUUAUCAGAUCAUUUGAAACCAUGCUUACUUUACUGCAUUCCCAAAGGAUGA